AUGCAACAACUUGAGUGCAACAACUACAUGCUGAGACGCGGAAAUAAACGCGUCUCUAUAAAAGAAGAUGACAUGUUUGUCCACAAAGUUGCGACUAUUUUUCAGGAAAGUGAUGGGCAUUUCAGCUCCAUAGCACUGGUGGACAAGGCCCAUUAUGAGGUUUGCGGCGAUAGUAUUGAACUACCUGGAGCCCAGGCAGCUAGGUUUUCUUUUACCCGGCCACUGCCCACCGCAGCAUCUGGCUCAGCCUCUGCUUUAAGGGCCUCUGCAGCAGCCAGAGCAUCCGCCGCAAAGGCCCUUCAAAGUCGCCAUGAAGAUACAGGCCUUGAUGAGGUGAAGUGUCAAAUUGAGGAAGUUGUUCUAGCAUCCCAGGGCCUUGGAGAAGUACUGGAAAAGAUCAACAAGCUGGUGGAUUCCGUGGGCACCGAUUGUAGGACCUUACUGUACCUGACGUCAGCCCAGGUUGAUGCCGUUAAACACGCAUUUGCGUGUAUCAUUUGUACAAAUCCAGUCAAAGACCCAUACGUCUCAACCUGCUGCAACAGCAUCAUUGGCUGUGCUGUUUGUAUCGACAGACUACAACAAACCACCACAUCCUGCCCUAAAUGCAGGGCAGAACAUUUCUACCCGCACAAGCUCGGUGGCCUGGCUGAAGCCAUGUCGGCUCUGGGGGAUUUAUUGGAGUAAUGAAUG
Sardina pilchardus (European sardine) is the source of this 693-nucleotide messenger RNA. RefSeq lists its product as uncharacterized. The record is from RefSeq and is a predicted model, not a curated record. NCBI's taxonomy places the organism in Eukaryota, Metazoa, Chordata, Actinopteri, Clupeiformes, Clupeidae. Bases 1 to 687 code for a protein of 228 amino acids. The transcript has 4 exons.